Messenger RNA from Drosophila santomea, 1547 nucleotides. RefSeq names its product facilitated trehalose transporter Tret1 (gene sut4). The coding region runs from base 107 to 1438 and encodes 443 amino acids. Gene Ontology annotation, molecular function: sugar transmembrane transporter activity. The transcript has a single exon. Gene Ontology annotation, cellular component: membrane. The record is from RefSeq and is a predicted model, not a curated record. NCBI's taxonomy places the organism in Eukaryota, Metazoa, Arthropoda, Insecta, Diptera, Drosophilidae. Gene Ontology annotation, biological process: transmembrane transport; carbohydrate transport.
UUAGACACUGUAGACACACAUAGUUUCAGUGCCAUUUCUUCAGUUUUUUUUUUCAGUUUCCACAAUAUAAAUCGAUCACUGUUUUCUUCGUCCAUUAAAAUUCAAAAUGGGAGCCGCCGCUCAGUUUUUUGUUGGUUUCAUCGGCGCGUUAGGCGCCUUUUGCCUAGGCGCUGUGAUCGGCUGGUCGGGACCUGUGGAGAAGGAAGUCAAGAACUCCGAAGCGUACGACUUUACCCCUGGACAAACGGAAUGGGGUCUGGUGGGAUCUCUGAUGACUCUGGGAGCAGCGUUCUCGUGCAUUCCGGUGGGCGUGCUCAUUAGCAAGAUCGGGCGGAAGACGACAAUGCUGGCCCUGCUGCCCCCAUUCUUCAUCGGAUGGCUCCUGAUCAUUCUGGCGAAACAUAUAGCAAUGCUGCUGGUCGGACGCUUCAUAGUGGGAUUCUGCGGAGGAGCGUUCUGCGUGGCUUGUCCUAUGUACGUCACUGAGAUAGCCCAGGUGCAGUACCGCGGCAUCAUGGGAUGCUUCUUUCAGCUGCUCAUCGUCUUUGGCAUUCUGUACGCCUUUGUGGUUGGAGGCUUUGUGAAGGCCUUCUACUUCAACAUUGCGUGCGCCGUCUUGCCCGUAAUCUUCUUCGUAUUGCUGAUUUGGAUGCCGGAAUCUCCGGUUUAUUUGGCCCAAAAGGGAAACCCCGAGAAGGCGGAGAAAUCGCUGAAAUUUCUGCGAGGUAAGGAUGCGGAUGUAGGCGGUGAGCUGAAGGAAAUGAGCGCCGAGGGCCAAAAGGAGGCCAGCGUUGGGAAACUACUCUGCCGCAAGGUUACCCUCAAGGGACUGUUUCUCUCCAUCGGUCUCAUGCUGUUUCAGCAGAUGACGGGCAUCAAUGCGAUCAUUUUCUAUACCACAUUCAUCUUUGAGAAGGCAGGUUCGACACUGGAGCCCCGAAUAUCCACGAUUAUAGUGGGUAUUGUGCAGGCAAUCGCCACCAUCGUCUCGAUCCUGGUAAUUGAGAAAAUCGGUCGCAAGAUACUUCUGAUGGUCUCCGCGUUCUUGAUGGGUAUCAGCACCCUGAUCAUGGCCAUUUACUUUGGCUUGUUGAUGAAAUCUGGUGUCGGGUGGCUGGCCCUAAUGGCCGUUUGCAUUUUUAUUAUCGGGUUCUCCCUGGGAUUCGGUCCUGUCCCCUGGUUAAUGAUGGCCGAGCUCUUCGCCGAGGACGUUAAGGCCCUGGCAGGGUCGAUAGCCGGGACUACCAAUUGGUGUUUUGCUUUUAUCGUAACCCUUCUCUUUCCGGUUCUUAACGACAGUAUUGGAGCUACAGCGUGCUUUGCGAUCUUCUUCGGAUUUUCGGUGGCCGCCUUUGUAUUCAUACUUUUCCUGAUUCCCGAGACGAAGGGAAAAACACUUAACGAGAUUCAAGCCAAGCUGGGCCAGAAAGCCGAAUAAUACUUGCAAUCAACACAUUUCUUUAGGGAUUCCAAUCUAUGGAUCUCUAAUUGAAGAACGCUAAAAUUCAAUGUCCCUUAAAAUAUGUAUAUUAUAUGGUUCUGCAGUA